UGCGAAGUUUGUGUAAACAGUAAAGAAGAUUGUGCAAACUUUCAAGGGAUUAACGUGCCUUAUUGAAGUGCUAAAAGAAUUCUCUACUCAAGCGCGCGUGGCUUUUCAUUUGCCGGUUGCCAAGGUGAUAUUUGGCAACUGACGUGAUAAAAGUGUCCGGCUCGCGCGGGUGUUCAACACGCGCUUCUCAAAAGCGCCAGUUGACUGGGGUAACUUCAAAGAAAACUCUUCAUUCUAAAAAUAUUUGGAUCUUAAGCUACUAGAUACCAAUUUACGGAGCUGGCUGAUGCUUUAUGAAGACUCUACAUGCUCUUAGAGGAAAAAUUUUCGAUUGCUUUUGCACGCUUUGGUGCCUUGUAAAGCUCAAAGAGUUUACAUACUGAAGAUGGAGGAAUGAACGGCCCUCCUUCUGAAAGAAAGUAAGCAGCUCCCAAAUUGUAACUUCUGCUUUGUUUGACCGAAUAUUAUUUUCAUUUCAAGCUGUUUUCGUUGAGUAAAUAUUUUAGGUUCUUGUGGUCUUUGUUUACACUUUGCGCACCGUGAGUGACGAGAUACCACAUAAUGAAAUGUCGAAGCUUUGUACUUGGGACAAUAACAUGGUAUUUUAUAUCUUUUCAGGGCAUCGAUGGGGAAAGAAGAGCGAUCAAAAGACAGAAAACAGCACCUGCUUCCUUUCUUGAAGCAAACAAGAUCGAAGAAAUCCAUAAACCUUGCACAGGUAAUAAUCUUGACAGCUUAACGAUUACAGCUUUCCAAGUUGCAGUGUGGUUGCGGUCUUAGCAGUUUCAAGCCCAGAUAGGUUUCCCAAUCGUGUCUGAUUCGAACUAUAACCUCGUCGCAACCAUUUGGUAGCUUAAAACUACGUUAUGUUUUGGAGUUAAAUGCAGAUUCUUGGAUGAUUUACGUAAUUCAGCCGGUUAAAUUCAAUAACACGUGUGUAAUACACAACGUCCAGCCGUGUCGAUUUCAGUUCAGACAAUCUCGACGAUAGACUGUGAAAGACUGUAAUUCUUCUCAAAUCAAUUGUAGCGCUCCAAUUUAAACUGGAAAAACCGUGAUAUCGGCCUUAAAAUUACAAAGAAAUUACUGACAAUUAAUCGAUCCUUAUUGUUUCAUCAUCGGAAAUCUGAUACCAUCGAAAUAUGGAAUAGGUUCAGGUUUGACGGGGGAAAUUUUCAUGCGCAGGAACGUGGUAGUUUCUAUCAUAUACGACGUCGUAAUUGAGGAUACGGAUUUGAAAGAGCAAAUGAAGGUUGAAGAAUCGAUAACAAACAAUGCCUCUUUUUCUCACUUUUCACGGUUGCACAACUUCAUUUUGAUCUAAUCAGGGAAAAUAUUUUUUUUCCAGUUGCGCGCAUAUGCAUGUUUGCAUAAUUUCUUGUGGUGGUCACCGUUUUUAAAUACGUCACAAGCACUUGAUGCUUCAUUUAAUAACAUAAAAUUGUUAUUUGAAAUUCGAACCCUUCUUAUCUAUCACUUUUUAAAUUAAUUUUUUAUUUGAACAGCAUUAAUUUCCUCCUUAAGAAAAGAAAUGGUGCAGAUAAUCUAUAAAAACAGGGAAAAACUUUUUCUCGGUUGAAAAUCAUUAAGUUGAUUUAAUUCAUACACUGUUACAGUAGCUUUAUCAAUUUUUCUCAAGCCUAGAAAAAAAGUUAUGAUGAUUAAUGAAAUCUGAUUUCUUGCUCAAAACAAAUUAAAGGAUUUCAGUUUUAUUGCUGCGAAAAACAACCAGCACAAAGUUAUGUUUCAUUUAGUAAAUAAUACUUUCUGUAUAUUUGACAUUUUCCCACACUGGUACAGAAAAUACUUAAGUACAAUCUCAGAACUACUGAUAACUGAAAGUAUGGUUAGAAGACCAACAUGUUUGGCACAAAGAGUUAAAUUUUUCUUAGAUUACAAAUCCUCUUUUUUUGCUGUCUAAGGAUCAUUAACAUAAACUUUCAACUGGCAUUAACUUUCUUAGCGUGGUCACAGCCUUAAGAUUUUUUUAAAACCUGAGAGCUCAAUCACACAUAAAUUUUUGGGCACAUGUGUAGACAAUUUGAAAACGAUUUGAGCUGUUAGUCUCCUCUUUGAAUGAUAGAUUCUUAUAUGUCUUUGUUUUGACUUUUGGUAAUCCUUUUUGUUGUUUUUUAUUAAUCCUUUGUUCUUUGACGGGGUUUAAAUUCAUUGCAAAGUAUUGUUAUCAUUGGUAUUGAAUGCUAGAGUUGUCUCUAUUAGAUAAUGAUCAAAGGCUGGUCACUAAGCAACAAAAAUAAUAAAUGUUUAUUGGUUCCCAGUUGAUGUAGUUAUAAACCUCUGCUGUAUAAACAAAAAUGCACCAGAGAUGAGCCUUUUGUGAUAUACAAAAGUCUCGAUCAAUAUUAUUGUUGAAGUGGAAAGAUAAUAUCUACAUUUUCUAUCCAGGCAUUGAUAGAUGCACGAGUUUGAAUUUAACUCUUUAAUCCCUGAGAGUGAUCAGCAUCUAAUUUCUCCCUUCAAUAUCACCCAUAAAUCAAACAUUAAGGCCAUGGGAAUAAAGGAAAUGACAAUUAACUGAAGAACCUCUUGAUUGUGAAACAAAUUCUCCUUGCUAGCACAUUAGGAAAUGUAUAAAGACCAGUAUGAAGAAUAUGCAUAUUGAUGUUAGGGUGUAAAGGGUUAAGAGACAUCCAAUGAAAGCUCUUGAACAAGUAGUUAAAACUUCAAUUAAAGCAUCAAAUUAUUGUAUUUUUCAUUAGACUGCCAUAUUUUUACUCAAGUGCAUCCCAAAUUAUUUUCUUAUUUAUUUACUCAAAUGACAAAACUAACUUUUUAAUAUUUCAGUAAUAAACAAUGUCUGAUGAAUUCAUCAUGGUAUGAUUUUGUUUUACAUCAAUUGGUUCAUUUUAAGGAAGUUUGAAUUAAAUUGUUGAAAAGAAAUUAAUGCCAAUGCAUCUCAACCCAAUUACAAGUAAAAUGAAAACAAUGUUUCAUCAGCUUCUUUAUUAAAAUUUUCCUAUUGAUCUGUGUUCUUUAGUACAGCUGACAUUCACUUUUGUUAUGAAAUUACACCCACCUGCAGUUUGAUAGACUGUGUCAUGAGAUGAACAAAUAUCUGUGGGUGGAAUUGUCACAGACUUUAGUGAAUGUUGUUAACAUAAGAGGCAAAAUUGGAAUUAUAUAUUACCUCUGUAAUGCACUGUCUUAGUUUUCUCUAAAGUUUUUUUUCUAAACUAAAUAAAUAUAGUUUGCAAACUGCCAUUGACAAUGUACCAAUUAAAAUGGCUAUACAAAUUCUAGUGCUUGUGUUUAAUUUUGAGCCAUUAUUUUAAUUUUAAAUUGUGAAACCUGAACACAAUGAGAUGUGAAAGUGAAAUUUCCAUUAAGAUUCUUAUGAAUUGUUUAUGAGGUUCAGUGUUUUUGAAAAAUAAAAUCUAACAAAAUUUGCAAACAGCUUUUUAAAAAGGCUUUUCUAAUCCAGAAAUAAUAUCAUGGGGUCGGCAGUAAUUCUUAAGCGCAGAACUUAUCAGAGUUCAUCCGACGGAAUCAGUAGUAGAAGUGAUAGCAGUGUGGUGAGUUUUUUAAUUAAGAAGUUUUACUUUGAAAGUUUGCUUUAGCUUUCAUAUACUUAAUGCUUUUCAUUACCAGACAAAGAGAAACAUUUCUUUAACAUUCAACACAGGUUCCCAGAAAAUAGAGAAAGUGAAUUGAAUUUAUAAGUUUCAGGGGGAAAAAAACUUACUUAACUAUACAUUGGAUGGUAUUUUUUAAAAUAAAUGUUGAUGGUUGACAAAGACCAUUUUAGAAAUUCAAGCUGCUUUUGCAAAAAUUUCAAACAAAAAUUUCAUAAAAUUGAAACAAGAUUUUAUAUUCAAUACUUGUAAUUGUGCUGUAUUUUUUUUAAAAGUAUAUAAUGGUGUUGAAAUGAAGAGGAGUUUUUACUUAACAUUAUGACCAACCCAGAAGUGUAAAAUUUUUUUUUUUUCCAGAUGGUAGUGAACUACAUAUUCCCAUAUCCACAUAUAUGCCUUUGCAUUCAAUUUUAGAAUGUUUUGCCUGAAGAGAUUAGAAGAGCAUUUACUCCAUUCACAGAAAGUGCUUAAAAUUGUUAAUUGGUUUGUACAAAAUGCACAGGUCUGCUGGUUGAGUUACAGAUAUAGAAAGUUUGAAUGACUGCAAAUGUAUUUCUAUAAGCUAGUUGGAAGUAAUCGCUUGUGGUGGGGCUUAAAAGAGCAACUCAUUCUAAAGAUCUUAAUUUAAAUUCUCUACACUGUUUUGUUAUACAAUUCCUGUAUCUUUAGCUCUGAGAAUUUGGUGUGAAAUCAAAAUGUAUUUGCUUAUUGAUAUGCUUUUUUAUAAAAUAAUUCAAAUAGUAUGUGUGCUCUGAUUGGCCAUAAAACUAUUUUACAUGAGCAUAUGUAAACACGGUUUUCAUUCCUCUUUCAUUAGUUAUUUUAUAAAAGAAAUGUAAAAUGGUUUCUGUGUUUACAUAACCUGAUGUAAACACUUGGGAGGUUGGGAGAACACUCGAUAAGCUGGAAACCACUCCGCUUUGCUUCAAUUGUAUUAUUUCUCAGUGCACUGACAAGCCUUUAAGUGAGUUUUUAUGCCAAGAAAAUAAAGUGACAAUUAAGAGAGAUACCUUGUGAUACACCAGGAGAAAGUGUUGAAUGACUCAUUUAUACCAUCCAAAAUAAUUUAACACAAUAAUUGCACUAUACAAACAAUAAUUGUAGUUGCUUCAUGCUACAGAAGCCAGCAUGACUUAGCUGCAGCAUGCAGUGUAGGUCAGGUGACUCCAGUUCUAACUUAACCUCACUUUGAUGACUUUCAGAGUCCUGAUCAGAGUAAUCAUCGCACAGGAAAUGCCCACCCAAGCAGUACAUUUGGGAAUGGAUACCUAAGGUAAUCAGUGCAUGAAUCUCUACUCUACACCAAUAAUUCACGUUCUUAGCCUUAAAGGGUAAGGGAAGCGUGGAAGUCAACUCUAGUGGAUUAUUUAGGAUAAAAAAAUAUACAUUGUACAAGACUGAAAACAUGUAAUUGGAGCCUCAUUCACAUUUGUUAACUGACUUUGUUCAUCCCCUUCUCUAAAGCUUGAGUUAAAUUAUAGGAGUAUAUAAUUUGCUACUGUUCUUGGAUGAGAGGUCAUGGGUCUUUUAAGGGGGGAUGGGUUAGCUUGCAGUGUGCAACCAUCAAGUUAUGGAUGCAUGUGGGUGGUUGUUAUGUGUGAAAAAGCGUGUGAGUUGCUUGAGUUUGAGUUGGUGUAGAAAAAAAAGGCGAAAUAAACUGACAUCAACAUGCAACCUGCUGGCAAAUGGGUCUACCGUAUCAGCCAAUUAGAAUGCAUGCUUUUGUAAAGCUAUGUUAGAAUUCCCUAGAGUGGGAGAAAAGAAAGUGUGCCUGAGGCAAUCAGUUCAUCUUUUGUUUAAAGCUCCUGGGAUCAGGAUUCCUUGUCUCCAACUUUCAGGGAUUUUGAAUGGGGGAAAUAUACAAAGUGUAAUAAACCUAAAUCAGCGUCCAGCUUUAUUGUGAAGUUCUUUUUUAGUACAGCCAUACAAUGGUUUAGUGCAAUUUAACCAAAGUCAGUUGUUGAAGUGUCAGCUUACAAGACUGCAAUCCAAGGGAAGACCUGUUAUGCGUUUAAUCCCUUAAAGUGACUAGCAUCUAACUUCUCUGUAGAGUAUCACAGCUGCACCAAACACUGAAGGUGUGAGAAUAAAGAAAAUGAUUAGCACCUUAAGAAGCUAUUGAUUGUUAGACAAAUUCUCCUUGCCAGUAUCAUGGGAAAUGUAUCACGAAAAGUAUGGAGACCAUGCAAACUGGUGUUAGGGACUGAAGGGUUGAAAUAAACUCAAGACUUUCUAAAUUUUUAUUUUACAGCAAGAAUGAACUCAUUCUCAAGUAUACUGAGGGAAAACCUCUUUUACGAGGACAACAGGUAUGAAUGUAAUGUGUGCACUUAUUUGCAUUAAACUUCACGUGGUCCUCUGUAACAUGUAAAGUAAUCUUUUUUUUCAAAGGUAAGUUGGAUCAAUAUCAGUAUCUGGGCAACUACCCACCUACCCCUCCCCUAACCCAACAUUACCCCUAACUUGUUAUCAAUUGACUGUUGUUGAGUUAGGGGAGGGGAGUUAGGGGAGGGGUAGUGUAUCAUGCCUAAAAUGUAUUAUGUAAUAGAUCGAAGUAGGUGAUAUAAUUGAAGUUCUCAUUCUGAUACAUUUUUUACUAAUGAUUACUUUUAGAGGGUUACAAGCAUUCUUCCAGGAACUUUACCACAGCUUGGUCCAGACAAACAUCACAGCCAGGUACUAUGAGUGCCCUUGAAGCGAUCUCGUUCCCAGGUCUUUUUCUUCUUCCAUCUCUGCGAGAACUAGAGCCGAAACUACGCUUGUUCCUCAUUUUGCUUCCUUGAGAUCACUGCCCUUCAGUUUGCGUCCGUCCUUUCCGUUUAUCAGCGCCAAAAACAAAAACAAAAAACCCGCAGCAACAGUAAAGACGUCAGAAGUUUAAAUCGUUCAAAACACUUCGGUCUGAUUAUUUAAACAAAGUUUAGCCGUCGUUCGACGAACCGAGUUCUAAACCGUCUUCAAUUAUCCUGAACCUUUUAUCUGAAUGUUUAUUAUUGUAAUCAGUGUCCAGAGGGGAAAACGCUAAUGUGGAAGGACAGUUUUUCAAUAAAAUCAACCUUCUUAGAGAAAAAAACGUGAGACCCACCGCUUGCAUAAAAUCGGGGUUUGGGUUAGAUCUCGUGUAAAUAACUGGCCCUUUUUGUCGAUAACGAUUAGGACUACAUUGUCUUGUAUGAAGAUAAAGAUAUGCUUAUGGUUUUAACUUUAAAAUAUUUGAGAUAAGCUAGCCAUUUCCCAUAACAUUGCUAUUUUUGCUUACUUAUUUUACAGGCAGAUGACACUGCUACUAAAGAAGGGAAGGUAAGUAUUAUGGACACGAAAGCUAUUCCGCUCUCAUAGGAAUCAAGAUAUGUACAAUUGAGAUGUGUAAAACGCCAAUUACAAAUGUUUUUUAGAGUAGAUAUGACUUUGAUGAAGGUGGCAAAAGGUUCAUAGGUGAGGCGUGAUUAACUCCGAAAUUGAUAUGUGACGCGUGAAUGAUACAGAAAGGAGUGCGCGAACAGCCUAAGAUUUUCCUGAAUAUUUUUACACUAGAAGAGAGAUUUGAAGUUUUUUUUAUAUAUAUACAUAUACGUGAUGCGUGAAUUUUUCUGAAGUUUGUGAGGCGGGAAACUUUUUGCUACCUUCAUAGAUAAAAGAACUGAAGGAAAAAUGGAAACAGACUUCAGGAAAUGUAAUUCAGUUACCAACAUCACUCUCUCUCUCUCUCUCUUGGCUCUUCCUUGUCCCUGAAUAAUCAUUGUCGUUCCUCUUUUGAGUUAACAAAGCUUUUCCCUUUUUAUUCUCCAUAUUAUCUAGUGGACACCCCUUUGGUUUAUGAAAAAAAAAUGUUAACCCCUUUUCCCUAAACAGUGACCAGCAUCUUAAUUCUCCUUACAAUAUCACCCCCGAAUAAAACAUUUAGGUCGCACAAAUAAAGGAAAUGAUUAUCAACGAAAGAAGUUUUUGAUCGGUAAACAAAUUCUCCUUGUCAGCACCUUAGGAAAUGCACAGAAAACAGUAUGGAGAAUGUGCAUACUGAUGUCAGGGUGUAAAUAGUUAAAAUUUUCACUUCUCCUUUCAAUCUGCAGAAGUUCUCUGACCAGCUGCCGCAAUUACUAAACCAGCAGAAUAUUCUCAAAAGUUCAUCAAGUAAACAGGUGAGUGAAGACCAAGAGAUGUAUCUUUGAAGGAGAAAUACUUUGAAUCGAGUCAAAUGUAAAUUUUGAAAUUGUAUUAGUCUUGGACUUUACCCAAGUCUAUUGAAAUUUCUGCCAGCCCGCGAUUUCGUCAGUAUCUUCGUUUCUUCAUUAUGCCAUGCGCAAGAGACAUCUUUUAGUAUGGUGCUAGUCAUGUGCGAGUUUUCUAGGUCUCUCCAACCGUUCGAGUGUACUUCCAGAGAUAUAUCAUGACGAGAAUUAGUGAUUCUCAUUCAUUGAUGACGCAUGAAAAACAAGGGUCUGUGGAAGAAAAUAAGAGAAAAAAUUCAGGAGGAUGUAGCCAGUUUGGUCAAUCUACUUGGGCGUCGUUUCAACCAUAUCAUUGUUUCUUAUUUUAUGGCAUAGACGAAGGAUUAAAUUUAAUUUGCAAUUUUUACUAUGUGGUUUUAUGAUUGUCCGAUUAGCGAAGAAACCGAUAAAUGCAAAACCGCUUUCCAGCAAACACGAACAGUACAAUUUAUUCGUAAUUUCUUCCAAUCCUGAAACACAUCCAGAUGGAAAAAAGGUGUCAAAAAUACUUUUUCUAUUCAAAACAAAAUAAUCAUUUUCUUUUUCACGUUUAUGCAGCGCAAAUGACGGAGAUAUAGACAGGAUAAAUUCAAUUUUUGCCGUUUUAAGUUCGCAUAGAUGUGGCAUUUUAUCUUCUUAAUUGGAGAUUCAUCGGUUGAAGACAAUGUGAUGUGGGACCGGUGAAACUUUUUGUAAACUUUCAACAGGCCUUUACAAUUAGUAUUCUGAUUGAAAGUCGCGCAACUUUAUAGUGGAUCGAUUUUGUGAAAUGAGCAUGUGUUAUGUGUUCAAUAAAGCGCGCUGAUAGAAUGGAUAAUGUAAUUUCUUUUGUACCAUGCAGUAUAGGUAUAUUUCUGUAGAAAUCCUUACAGCACAGAAAAACUUAGAACACCUGCUUGUCUGGGGAAUUGAAAUGUGAAAAUUAGUUAUGUAGAACAAGAAAAGUUAUUUAUUUCGCAAGCGAUAUUUAAGCCUGGAAAGGACGUUUAACUUGUCGACCUGAAUAUACUUUUAUCGAUGUUGCCUUCGGAGUGUUUCAUUUGCCAGUUAAGGUGUGUCUAGCUUGUAUAGCCAUUGUCAAUCAUGUUUCUAAGUUUACGAAAUUUUUAAUGACUUGUUAAUGGAACUACGUAGUUAAAUGCGAUGUUUUCAGCGCCCGGUAAUUACAAUCUCAUGCGGGGUGCAAAAAAGAAUUUUUUUUUGAACCUACGCGUCGGACAUAAACGAAGUUAAAUCGGCCGAACUUGAAAUGUCAUGUUUUUUUUUUGGACUGUGUUGAGUUACUUUUUUUUCGAAUGUCGAUCAGUCCUUAGCCACACUUCAAUGGGAUCCGAAUAUGAGCUCUUGAAUGGGUUUCAAUCGGAAAGGCGCCAUUGAAACAGGUGGAAAUUUCCUCGCCUGUUCCAUUUGCCCCUCGCAAAGUUGAAUAAUUUAUUACUUUAAACUACUCGGUAAUCUCAUCACCUUGGCAACAUGUUUUUUCGCCUAUAAGGAACAGAUGUAGACUGAGUUGUUUUCACUUAUCCGAGCAGUUUUGUUUCUUGUUCUGCUAAUCAUUUCAAACUCAAGCUGAGGCUCAGAUUGUACACAUUAACAAAAUUAUUCAUUCAUAUUCGCCGAAAAAGAGUACUCGUCGUGCGAUCUGAUUUCUAUCCGAUCUUCAUUCGAGAACCUUCUAACACGCGUGUCUCGCACAUCGACCACAAGAUAGACACACUUGAGUGUAGCUUAUCCAGCGAGGUUUGCUGCCAUCAACGCAGACGCGUUAUAGCUUCAUCAUGGUGAAACAAGGACAGAAACCUGGCCAAAAGACAGGCAUCUCAAUUCAGAAUACAAGUACGCUCACUCGAGGACACAUGAAAAUUCGAGUUUUUACGGGAUUGGCGGGAUCUCUGCAGUCUGUACAUCGAAAGAAGGUUGUAUGAAUUAAAAGUGUUUCAUCCUUAACGUAUGAUUUCCCCAGAACCCACCGCUUUAAUCUGUUCUCGUUUUUUUAGCAUUUUUUUAGGACAGGUUCGAGGUGGUUUCCGUCGAAUUGCGCUUAAUCUGCUGGUUUUUUAGGCCGCAAUAAUUUCAUAAAUUUGUUUGCCUGGUAUAUAAGAAGUGUUUGAUGAAUUUGAUGAAGUAAAUAAUUUAGCAAAUAUUUACUUAAAAGGAGAAAAUAGAUCGUGUGCCAAAUUUCGGCGCUCCAACCCAUUUCAAAGCUCUUUCAAAUUCUCAGUUUAAGCCAAACCAAAUUAUAAGUGAAGUAAGUAUUUCCUGGUUAGAAAUUUUCAGGUAUUGUAAAAGGUCUUUUUUAUUUUUUAACGCAAAAUGUAAGGCCAUUCGGUAAGAUGUCUGCUGAAGAUCAAACUAAAUCUUUUUUCCAUGAUUGUUAUUUUUUUUUCUUCUGCCCUGAUAGAGUAAUCAGUUUCUGCUAACAGAUUCAUUUCUCCAUAAAAUUUUCAAGGGUUUGGCGGUAAUCGAGUGUUCAUUGAACUAUCCCGGAAAAAAACCGAGAAUAUAAAACUCACAACGCGACGGGAAAUUAUCUAAAUAAUUUAUUCUUAAACUUUGAGGAAAUUGGCAUUUUCAUUCAGAGCCGUCGAUCAUGGUGAAUUCGACUGCGUUGUCAGUGUCGCCUGAAAUCUUCUAUAAUUUUUCCAAGAGUGGGACCAUAAAUUUUUAAAAGUUGAAAAGUGUCACGUUUUUGUUUAUGUACGAUUAUUCUAGAUUUAUGGUUAUCGCCAGUUUUUCUUCGACGUGGUAUUUUCUUCGCUUUUUUCGUUUAUGUCGGUUCCCUCUUUCUAGUGUGUUUCGAGAUUGAUUUUUUUCUUUUGUAUUUUCCAAUUUACAUGUAGAUCCUUUCUUUGCUUCCCGUUCUUUCUCGCAAAGAUAAUUCGCCCACUUUUUAAUUCCAAUCGUACUUUUCAACGUUUUCAAUCAAAACAGAUACCACGAUUUUCGAGAUAUUACUUUCUCGGCACAGGCAAUUGAUGAGAACAGCUGCUUCGAGACUAAGAUAACGCUGAUAUCUGACGCACGUAUUUUUAAGGAAAAUUGAAGUUUCUUGUUGUUGUUUUAAGAUAUGUGCUAUCUACAGCCACCAAUCUUUUUUUUUCUGGUUAGACACGCAAUUGCGGAAAUCAAACCAUGACUCGAUAUUUUUAGUUAUUUUAUUUUUCAUUCGGUCAAGGCUAGUUUAUUUCAGUCAUAUCUGUUGGACCUUCAGUCUUCAAGACAUAUGAAUUUGACUCACCCUGUGUAACCACUAGGCAAAUUUCGUUAGUUUAGAAAUCUGGCAAGAAUUCUGAACAUCACGAAGGCAAACGAAUUAAUUUUUAUUCUCUCGGUUAUUUUUAACCCGAGGCCCAAGAGGCCAGGUUAUUGAGAGGAUGCAACGAAUUACAAAUGUAGUUUCUUCUUCAUCUUUUUUAAAGGGAAAAAAAUUGUGAAUUAAAAAAAAAAGUUUAAGGAGAAAAAGGUACAGCUUAACAUAAUCUCCUAUUGUAGCUCGGCAACUGUCUCGGUAAAUAAAGGGAGAAAGACAAUACAUCUUUUGCUUUGCAAAGAAAAUAUUUUCUUUAGAUUUAUAUAGGUGACACACAGUUUGCUGGAAGAUUGCGAACUGAACGCAAAUAUUGGAACAAAAUUUUUGUUUGUGAAUCUUUGUCGAAAUUGAAAUCCACAUCUGAAAAGAGAUUCUUGAAAAAUGUGGAAUUAAUCUACAUUUUAAAAGCUUUUCUUCCUAUUUUUACUCAAACAUUUGUUUCUAAACGAGUUCUUAGUUUUGGCUAGAGUUGAUCUGAAGAAUAAAAGCACCUCAUCGAGUUUAUUCUGAACCAGAUGUUCUUAUUUCUCUGAGAAAUUUUCAUUGACAAUGAGUGCUAAAAGUACUUCCUGAGACAGUUAACUCUUAAAAAGGUUUUUCUGUUGUCGCUUUUGAAUCACGAGAUUACGUUGAAGACUAAUUAUGUUUCCGAUAUGUACUUUUCUUGUGGAAUUAUAGCACAAUACGCUGCUAUGACUACAAGAGGAGUAAAUUUUUAUUGAGACAAAUUACGCGUGGCUGCCAACAAACAUUUAUUAAUGGAACUGCCCUUUCCGUUUUAAAACAGGUUUAUUUUCGUCCCAUUUUAACUCCCUUAACAGCUGUUGAAAUGAAAAAAGGCUGCAAAGGCUCACACGAAAUUAUGUCCAUGACUAGGUCUUUGUUCAUAGCUAGGAAGAGAGAGGAGAGGUGGGUCAUAGUUGGGGAGAGAGAAGGAGGGGGGGGAGCUGGAGAGAGAGGGGGGGAAGGAGGUUCAAAGUUGGGGAGUGAUGGGAGGGGGGUUGGAGAGAGGGGGGGUUAAAGCUGGCGAGAGAGAGAGGGAAGGAGGGUCGAACUGGGGAGAGAGAAGGGAGGGGGGUUCAAAGCUGGAGAGGGAGAGAGAGAGAGGGAAGGAGUUUCAAAGAUAGGGAGAGAGGGAAGGAGGGGUCAUAGAUGGGAGAGAGGGGGAUCAUAGUAAGGGCGAGAGAGGGGAGGGGGGGUCAAAGCUGGAGAGAGAGAGGGAAGGAGUUUCAUAGCUGGGGAGAGGGGGAAGGGGGGAUCGUAGAUGGGAGAGAGAGGGGGGUCAUAGCAAGGGCGAGAGAGGGGAGGGGGGGUUGAAGCUGGGGAGAGACCGGGGAGGCAAGGUCAUAUUUGGGGAAAGAGAAGGGGGGUCAAAGCUGGGGAGAGAUAGAGGGGAGAGAGGGGAAUUCAAGAGCUAAGCACCUCUUUGUUAAGAAGUGAAAAAUCAUAUUAGGCAAUUUGUCUUCUCCUACCCCUUACGGCUUUAACGGGAAAUGCUGUCGAAUCCCUACUUUGUCGAACCAAGAUCCAGUGAUGUGUUUUUCGCCUUUUGUAAAGUUAUACCUGAUAUUGAUGGUUAUUGAAAAUCGCUAACGUAUGCCGUCCGUUGUGUUGACUAUCAUUGCAGGCGCAGAAUCUUAACUUAGGUGAAUUCAGCAAACAAGGAUCCAAGAGACACUCAACUCUCAUGUAGGGAAAUAGUGUUGUUUGUAUAUUAAUGCUAUUCGCUAAAUUAUUGUUUGAAAGCAUUCUAAUACACGUUGUCUUUUAGAUGGCUGUUUCUCAAUAAUCAGUCAAAGAACCAAGCAUUGUGGUCAAAAGCUACUGGGGGCGCAUUGACUAUCAUGCUCAAAAGCCUAUAUAUAUAGUGUUUGUAUUUAAACUGUUGUGGAAAUUACUCUCCCAAGAGCUAGGGUUUAAGGGUUUAAUUGACGAUGGUUUUUCGUGCUUUUUGCCUCUAGAACCAACAGCGAGAAUGAAUCUUUCACCCGCAUUCGCCGAGAUCCUAACGGGCACAAACUUCCCAUGUCACCAAGUGGUAAGAUUCUCUACGCUUUGUUUAUCUGUGAUCAAGCUUCUCUUUCUUUCGAGGGAGAGCAUAAGUUCAACUCAAUAUUCCCGCUACUCCUAACAAAUGAACGCCUCAUCGCAGGUUUUGUUUUAUUUAUGACAUAUUUCCCUUUCUCGAAAUGAAACCGAAACAUUUUUGACUCGUUUAUUGAUAAAAUAUGAGCUUAAUCACAGAUACGCCGAUUUUCAAACUCUAUUUCCAGUUGCCAUUAAGAACUACGGGGAUAAGAUGUCCACAUUUGAGCAAUCAGAAAUCCUGGAUUUCCCAGACGUUUGGUUUCUUGGUUUGGAGGCGAAGAAGAUAGAAGGUGUGCCGGGAGCUCCGCAAAAUAACGGUACGUCAUUCUGGUCGAAAGUCUAGUGCAUGAUUCAUGCCGUAUAAAAUCUUCAGAUUCGGGCGUUUUUGCCACCUGAAUUACUAGGUCUGUAUGUUCUUAAAUUUAUAUGAAAAAUCAUUUUACUAAGGGAGGGGGCUGCUAGCCAAGCACCUGCACAAAAUACUUGUUUAUAACGCGUAUCAUAGCAUACUGCACAAUGUAACCAAGCUGUCAUCCCCACAAGAGUUCUCCCCAAUUCAUCCGCCAUAUUUAACAAUCGGUCUGCCCUCUAUAACCCUUUCACUCCUAAGAUCUCAUUCUUAAUUCCCCUUACUGUCUGUUAUACAAUUCUUUUGAUGUUAGUUCAGAGAAUUUGGUAUUAGAUCAACUAAUAAUCUUCAAGUUGUAUUUUCAUCACUUGUCUGCUGAAUAUUGUAUUGAUAUAGCUGGGAGAAAUUCUGUUUUAGUCAGUGAUGGGUGUUAAAGGGUUACUAAGAUACAUGCUCUCCCUAGACUCCUAAGGGCGGGAAAACGGCACGAAUUUUGCAAAUCGAAUGCCCACAUUACUCGUCCCAGUGCUUCGCAUAUUCACGAUCAAACACGAGUUGAAAUGGCGUAGAUGAGGGAAAAUUUAAGGCGGACUUUGUCUGUGAAAAUUAUUUCUUCAGGGUACGAUGACGAGAAUGGCAGCUACCUUAAAGCCUUACACGAUCACCUUGUGUACAGAUAUGAAGUGCUGGAGGUCCUGGGUAAAGGUUCCUUUGGUCAGGUGGUAAAAGCCCUGGAUCAUAAGACGGGACAACAUGUUGCUGUUAAAAUAAUACGCAAUAAGAAGAGGUAUGACAGCGAAGAAUUAGUUUCGCGGUCAGAUUGUUGGUUUUCUUGUUUUCAUAUCAGUUCCUUCAAAUAAAAUGAGGUACCAAUGGGCUGUUUAGAAUACCAGGCGGUUAGGUUUAAAGGCGUUCACAGCCUCUUGCUCCCUGGAAGGUUCGGAUUCCACUGGGAAAAUUUGAAGUAUGUAGACUCUUGAAGGAGUAAAAUUAUCCUGCACUUUGAGGAAUUUUUCACUUUAGUUUGCUUUGUUGUUCCUCGAAGUCAACCAGUUUGAAAAAAUUAGAGUGCAGUGAAGUUUGUGUGAAUGGAUAGCCAGUGCAUUACAAACGGGUAGAUCUGACUGCUACCUGGCUGCUACCUGGCUGCUUUUUGAACCCCUCUCACUUCCUACCUUGUAUCUAGGGUCUUUUUUAUCCAGCACUCGCCCUUGUCAAGAAAACCCUCAUCCCUUAACUAAUUAAAAAUACUUCUGUGUUUUACAGAUUUCACCAACAAGCUCUAGUUGAGGUUAAAAUUUUAGAACACCUACGUAAAAAGGUCAGUAUAAUCACAGAUGUCAAUCUACGAGGUUGAAAACUAUAAUAAUUAUAUAAUUACGUAUUAGAAAUUUGAAGUGUUGCAUUAUUUACUUUGCUUCCCAUUUUUUCCGCAGGAUAAAGAAAACAGCUACAAUCUCAUACACAUGAUUGACUAUUUCUACUUUAGGUAAGUGCGCAUGCAACUCUUUCACACUCAGGGCCGAUUUCAUUCUUGAAUGAGGGGCGUUUUUCAGUCCUCGUCUCAUUUUUUUAGAUUUAAAAUUUCAAUUCUCUUCACUGUCGGCCAUACAUUUUCUUUUCUUUCUUUUCUUAUAUUUUGUCUUUUCUUUUAAGGGAGUUUUUACACAGGGAUAACCUCUUAACUUCCUUUUCUAGAAGUAUUUUCUUUUUAGUUUUAUUUGUAUAUAAUAGUUAUCAUCUGCUUCUGGAAUAAAUAAAGUAUGUAUGUAUGUAUGUAUGUAUGUAUACAUAUCUUAUAAUUUCAGCUCUGAGAAUGUGGUGGUUAAUGAAGCACUAUCCCCUUGUUGCAAUUUUUUUUCCAUCAACUUUCGGCUUGUGAAUGUAUGGAUAUUGUAAGGAGAAAUUCAUUUUUUGGUCACUCCUGAAAGUGAAAGGAUUAAAAUGUUGAAAUGGAGUAGUAAUACCCCGUAUUACUUCUGAGGAGAGUUGGGGUGGAGUCGGCUCAGCUCGGCUCGGCCCGGGUGAGGCUCGGGUGGGGUGAGGUACUUGCCUCGAAAGCUGUUUUCACCUUUUCUAAAAAAUGAGUGGUUUUUCUUUUCAGGAAUCAUUUGUGCAUUAGCUUUGAACUCAUGGGGUAAGUCUCAAGUUUCAUUAACCUUUGAUUUGUAUUCUCGUUCCGAUUCAAAAGCACGGCCUUUUUCUAAUGUCGAAAGAGCGCGGACCCUGUAACCAUUGACGUUCUCCGUUUAAGUUAAGUUCAGUCUCUUGUUAAGUAGAGUGACAGAGAGGUGUUUAUUUAACUUCUUGCUUGACUGACAGUUUUAUAAAUCAAUUUUGCAGCAUGAAUUUAUAUGAAUUGAUAAAGAAAAACAAUUUUCAAGGAUUUAGUCUCGCUCUGAUAAGAAGGUGAGUUGUAUUAAUCUUUGUGUUCAACAAAAUGAUUUUAUGAUUGAUGACAUGUUGUGUAUGAUUUUAUUAUUUCAUGUGAUCUUUACUGUUAUAUCUCGCUUUUUGCAUUUUAUGCUAUAUAUUUCAUGAAUUACAUUGCAUAUUUCUCCAAGUGUAUAACAAAUUUAUAUUUAGCAUCCACUGUUUCAUUUUUCUCUCUCAGCAUUUUUCAUUUUACAUUUUGCAGCUCACGUUGUUGUGAUAUUGGAGUAAUCUCCAAAGUGGUGCAUUAGUACUGAUGUGAUUUUUAGAUAAAACCUUUUUUUUUUCAUUUCAGGUUUGCUUAUUCCUUACUUCAAUGCCUAAGAGUUUUGGACAAGGAGAAGAUCAUUCACUGCGAUUUAAAACCGGUAAUGUAUUUAUUCAUUUUUUUUUUAUGUCGCGCAGUUAGAGUACUUCUAGGCUGAGAAAGCACACUCACUUUGAUGGUUUGUCUCUCUGUUCGUUUGACUGUUGUUCUUAAUGUUGUUUUUUCAAUUACUUCCACUGAUGUUUGUUUAAUAUUUCUAAUUUAUAGGAAAACAUUUUGCUACGACAAAGAGGGCAAAGCUCCAUUAAAGUAAUAGACUUUGGUUCGAGUUGUUAUGAGCAUCAAAGAGGUAAGAUAUAAAAGAAAAUGUUUAAAAUAUGUUGUAAGUAUGGGACAAAAAAAGUCUGAAUUUGCUAUAAGGAUUCAGACGUCAGUUGGUUCCCAUUUCACUAACUGAGCUGCAAAUUUCACAUGGGUUAGCAAUGUUGUAUACUAUUUUCAUGAGUGAGACGCGUCCUGUACAAAGCGUGUGAUGAAAGAGAGUAAGAAAAUUAGUAUUCAGACAAUCUAAUGUUCAACUUUGGUAUCAACAUCCGUCCAGUACACCUUACAAGUUAAGACGAUAAUUGUCACUUCCUUUCACUUGAAUUAACCAAUCAUGGCUGGCAAGUCUCCAUUGGUGGGCGGACGCAUUACACGGGCGGGAAAACUGUUAAAAAUCGAUUAGCUCUUAAAUGAUGAUUCUAUGAGAAGUAUAUGUUUAUAUAGGGAAAGGUGUUUUUUUGUCUUGUCACGAGCGUGGGACAAAGAAAAAAUUCUGAGUCCCCAUGAGGAAUCAAACCUCAGACCUUCGGAUUCCGCGCUCCGAUGCUCUAACGACUGAGCUAUAGAGACUUCACGGUGAGCGAGGUCUAUUACGAAGUUCAUAUGACACGCGUCCUGCAUACUGCUAAAAUCAGCAAUGUACAUGUUUAUAUAAUUUAUAUAUACACCCGUUUUCAAAAAUUUUUAUUGUUGAAUUUUUACAGUGUACACAUACAUACAAAGCCGUUUCUAUCGUUCACCCGAGGUCAUUUUGGGUAAGCUAAUUUUUUUUUGUUUGUUUCACAAGAAUGUCGUUAGUCUUGUCUCACUGAAUUCAAAUUAUCUUUUUAUUCAGUCACUUUGGCCGUCAUGGUUACUUUGGGUUUGGUUUCACGACGAUCAUCGAAAUGCUCACAGACGAGGAGUUUUUAUGAGUACUGACUGCAACAUUAAAAUAAAUAUGUGAAUCCACUUGAUAAAAGAAACGAGAGCACUGAAAUUCUCGGAGUAAAAACUUGGAGCAAAUGUUCCUUUGAAUACCAAACAGCUCGAUGGGGAGUCUAACGUAUUACUUACUCGGCAGCAUUGAUUCACCACCUCUUCUUCUUCUUUCAUUGCUUUUCUUUAGGUAUUCCUUACAACAUGGCGAUUGAUAUGUGGAGUUUUGGAUGUAUUCUUGCUGAACUCUACACUGGGUAUCCUCUUUUUCCCGGUGAAAAUGAAGUAGAACAGUUAGCGUGUAUAAUGGAGGUGAGGUUUCUAUUUUUUGUUUGUUUUUGUUUUGUUUUUUUUUUUGUUAGUAAUGGUCCAGAUUUGAGAAAACCUCGAACUCUUCUUUCCGUUGGUGUCAAUCCUUUGAGUUCAGCAUGUAGUUUCUCCUGACAAUUUCCAUACUCUAUCCAGCAAAAAAGGUUAUGAGAAUAGAUAAGCCAGUCAGUUAGAGAAUCUUACUUUGGUUGAACACCAGGUUCUCUCAACCAAGUUUCAACUAAAUGUAUGUAAGGUAAGUUUUCUAUUCUAAUCGUGUAUGGGACCGCGCAGAGGUAAGCUGGGGGGGUUAAGCAAGAAUAAAAAUAAAUUAAACAAAAAAUAAUUUAACAAAAAAAUUUUCCUUCACGCAUUCUUCUUUAGCCCCCCCACUCGAAAAUUUGCUGCGCGGUCCCUGAGCACAGUCUUGUCCUUCUUCAACAUCCCUUUUGGUCCAUGCCAAUUGUUAAAUAUGGAAUUUUUUUUUUUCCAUCUUUCAACAGAUUUUAGGCAAACCACCACCAAGCGUAUUGGAGCCAGCUUCAAGAAGACGGAUCUUCUUCGGUUAGUAUUCCUGUUCUUUAGUAUGUUGUAUAUUUAUGUGUUCUGUAUUAAUUCCCAGUCGACCUCGUUGUUCAGUAAUGAAUUUGUACAGUUACAACUUGGUGCUAGAGGGGGGUGAGGGAGGAGGGGAUGGGGGUGAUCUGCAAUGAACUGGUAUUCCACCAUAGAGGAUUUGUAACACUCCCAGUCACUUCAUGCAAUGGAAACUUCUCUGAAGGAUGAAGCGCCCAUGAUAAUUUCUGCACCUCUCUCAACGGUUUCCUUGUCCGCCAUUGGUAAGACUGACGAGUUCCUUGAUGUAAUUUCUUGCGAUGAUUUGCAACUCUCUGGUGCCGAUAAAAACCGUUAAGGCACAGCUACUGUUUUUUGUUGAGCUUGCGUUCAUUUUGAUGUUUAGAUUCCAAAGGAAACCCACGCAGCUUGACGAACUCCAAAGGAAAGAAACGACAAGUCAAUGGCAAAGAACUCAGUGCAGCACUGAAGACAAACGACGCCUUGUUUGUGGACUUUAUCAGAGGCUGCUUAGAGUGAGUACGAUUUUUUUUUCUCAUCAUAGUCGAAUUCAAAUUCUUUUUAUACUAUUAACAUUUUUCUGCACCAGAAAGGAAGUGUUUCCAUAAUGAUACGUUUUCAAAAUUCUCCAGUUUUCCGAUUGUUUUCGUAAAUCUUCGUUUUCACUAGCGUUUUCACUCUUCUACUCUAGAAAAGAAGCGUUUUCAAAAUACUCCUCCUUGGAAACCAUUUACAAAAGCAUUUGUUUUACUAGGCGAGAACGCAUCAAAAGCAUUAGUUUUCAAACUAAAUCGAAUUUUUUUUUUUCGGUCUAUAGGGUCCAAAAUUCUAAUGAUAUCUGGCGUCUUGAUCUCGUGUCUAUGAACGACCAUGCCUUCGUUAAAGGUUUGAAGUUCAUUUUUUUUUUCUUUCCAAUUCCCAGAUGGGACCCAGCAGCUCGUUUGACCCCUGACGAAGCUUUCCAGCAUGAAUGGAUACAAGAGGUAAGGACGCUCUAGAGAUCAAGUUUAACUUGCGACGAAUAUGUAUGGAGUUUGACCCUGUUUCAUAAAGCCUAUAUGGGGUCGUAGGCAAGAGGUUGCACCCAAGUGGUCGCGAAGGGAAUGGGAAGGAGCAAAGGCCCCUCUCUCGAUCAAACGGAGGAAAGCACCAGCGAGCGAAAUCCUUCAAGCUCCCGCCGGUUAUUCUAGCUCUCUCCUUACUCUGUCGUGGGUGGCUAUUUUUCCUUUGUUCGUUCUUUUCGUGUUUUGUGAUAUUUGAUUCCCUUACAGAUAUUGUUCGGAAAGAACGCGAGGAACGCGCGCGAAAGAACCAACUGCGAAGAACGCGCGCGAAAGAACCGACUGCGAGAAAGCGCUCGGGUCACCUCUUCGGUGCGCCGGUCUGCAUCAGUCGCGGCUAGUUUAACUGAGAGCUUACUACUCAGACAAGUUGGCGUUCACAGUGACCUUAUUUUUUUAUCAUUAUUGUUAUAUAUUUAAUAUUUAUUUUUUAUUUAUUCAUUUAUUUUCAUUAUUUACUUUUAUCUUUUCUUUUUCUUAUUUGAUCCUGUUCAAUAUAUUUUUAUUCCGGUUACAAUUUGCUCUUGCUCUAGGGACGUCAAAGACAUCGCGGGACAUCUCGCCUCACUUCCCGACAGAAGGCUACCACGGAUGCGCACAAUCCUUCAGAGACAAUUCCGAAAGGACCUACCACGAUUCCUGCAGAGGCCAGCAAAGGGCAUGCUGAAGGUGGCUUGAUGAAACGAAGUGCACGAACGCGAGAAAGAUUACAACCUAUCGGAGCCGACGCCUCGCAUACGGUUCACCAUGACAGUAACAACAAUAUCACUAAGCCGGCGGAGACUGGGACCGAGACAAAAGGAGCAGUGGCACCGCUGACGAAGAGAAUCACUACAGAGGUCGUGAAGGAGAAACCUGGAACAGCUAAUAAAGCGAAUGAUAUUGAAGAAGAUAGAACUGAAGAAAUCAGUGUAGUAGAAGGGGGACAAUUCUUACCUCCUAUCAAAUGAGAGAAUGGAUUUAAGUCUCUUCAGCGAGAGGGGAUAUGCCUUAGAUUUUAAUUGCGAUACCACAUUGGAUGUAUCGAAAUUGAAUUUGACCCGCGAGCUGCGAAUUCUUUAACUACAGACCUUUUUAAUCGGAACUGAUUUUAAGACUGACUUUUAAACUGAGGGUUAUUUUCUAUCUGUUAUUUUAAUUUUUUUUCUUUCAUACAUUAAUAUUUUAUACAGACAGAGCGCUAGUUAACUGGUACAUCGUUUUUGGUAUAGUGAAUGAGGUAAUAUUACAACAGUGUUUUCUAUUUUCGUACCAAGACUUUAAUUGGCUCUUGUAUAUAUGAAAAUAUCUCAUUUUAAAAGGAUCAUGAUCAAAGUUUCACCAAAAAAAAAAUCGUUCAUAAAUUGUACUUUGGGUUUUUACCCCCGCGGGAAACAUUUUCCCUCGUUUGACAUAAAAAUUGUAAGGAAAACUUCAAAGAUUUUGAAAGAAAAUGUCCAUAACAUGUACAGAAAUUUUGCAAGGAAAGAAGCGGUAUUCAUAUAUUUCUUUUCCAACUGAAUUAUCAGAAUCUUUCAACUAUUAAUGUGGAAAUAGUUUCGAAGACAGAAGACUUUUUUGCGUUAACCAGACAAUUCAGUAAGGACAGAAAUGUAUAGGUGUCUUUAGGAAAACGUUGUCGCCGUUUGGAGUUUAACAGAGUGAAAUUAUUUAUUUGUCUUUAAAUUGAAGGACAAAAAAAAGUUGUAUAUUUAAUUUUGAUAUACGAGUGCUUGGAUAUUUAAUUCACAAGAUGUGUUUUAAUAUAUUUGAUGAGUUGUGUUAAUAUAUUUUUAUAAAUUAUUUAUGAGAGAAAGAAAAUUGCAGUGAAUAUUUAAGUGUGGUAUCAAAACGGUGUGUCUUGAAUUACGUGGUUAUUUUCCUAGCUCGAAACCAUUAAUAUAUUUAGGAUGCAGAAGAAAAUCCUUGGGUUUGUUUUAAGGAGAAAAAUAUUGUAAAUUUCUUAAGCCCUAAAUGUAAUCAGAAAGUUAAUUCUUGUGAUGUUAAUACGUUAUGAAGCAAACUGAAGUACAUGUUAAAUUAAAUUUCAUCCACGACAUGCAUCGUUCAUAACUGUUCACUGUCAGGAGUAUUUGAAAACUGGCAGAUCUUUGUUCGCUUAAGGUUAUCUUCGAAUACGAUUAUGAUCCCCUGCCCUUUUUAAACUAAACAGAGAAUUUUCUAAUUGUAAAAAGAAAUCUUUAUCUGAGUGGAGGAUUCUCCGUGGAAAUAUCUUGUUUCGUGCAGGAUUCAAUAAACUGGCUGACCGCGA
Molecule: messenger RNA, 21688 nt
Organism: Pocillopora meandrina
Lineage: Eukaryota; Metazoa; Cnidaria; Anthozoa; Scleractinia; Pocilloporidae
Source: the annotation of a GenBank genome assembly